UCUCUGGGCCUCAGUCUCCAUAUCUAAUAUUAGUGUACGGUAAUACAUAAAGGUAGUACCAGAAAUUAAGUGUUUAAAGAUUAAAUCAGAUCCUAUUAAGGGCUUAGCUCAAUGACCAGCACAUAAAAGCACUCAGUAUAUAUUAGCUUUUCCAUUUUCCGCACCCAAACCUUGUCUAAAAGCAACACACACUAUUUUAACCAGGGAUCGCACGCUCUAGCGGUCCCCGGGCAGCGGGGAAGGGCUUCCAACCGCCAGCAUCCGUAGCUGUCGGCCGCCGCCAGGGGGCGCGCUCCGACGUCCGGGCACCCACCCGCCCAGCAGCGGGAGACUCUGCUGUCCGAGCCAGGACUGAAGGCCCCGCCGCGGGGAGGCGGGGACCAGCGGCCUCGGCCGGGACACCGGGCUCAGGCGGCGGGGUGGUGGCGGCGGCGGGAGGGGGCGCUGCAGUGACUCGGCGGGCGCGGCGCGGAGGAAGUGUCGUCCUCGCCGCCGCCUGAGCUGCGCGGGCCACGAUGUCGUCCCGGCCCGGGCACGCCGACUCGGGGGCCGGGGGCACCCGGCGGCCGCGGGAGCCGAGGGAGCCGCGGGAGCCCCGGGAUCAGGAGCUGCAGCGGCGCCGGGAGCAGAAGCGGCGGCGACGAGACGCGCAGCAGCUGCAGCAGCUCAAGCACCUGGAGUCCUUCUACGAGAAACCUCCUCCUGGGCUUAUCAAGGAAGAUGAGACGAGGCCAGAAGACUGCAUACCAGAUGUACCAGGCAAUGAACAUGCCAGGGAGUUUCUGGCUCAUGCACCGACAAAAGGCCUUUGGAUGCCGCUGGGGAAGGAGGUCAAAGUCAUGCAGUGUUGGCGCUGUAAGCGCUAUGGUCACCGAACGGGCGACAAAGAGUGCCCCUUCUUUAUCAAAGGCAACCAAAAGCUAGAACAGUUCCGAGUGGCACAUGAGGAUCCCAUGUAUGACAUCAUACGGGAGAAUAAAAGACACGAGAAGGAUAUAAGGAUACAACAGCUAAAGCAGUUACUGGAAGAUUCCACCUCAGAUGAUGAUGGGAGCAGCUCUAGCUCCUCAGAGGACAAGGAGAGACCCAAGAAAAGGAGGAAGAAAGAAAAGCAUAAGAAAAAGAAGAAAGAGAAGAAGAAGAAGAAGAAACGAAAGCACAAGUCUUCCAAGUCACACGAGAGCUCGGACUCGGACUGACAGGCACUGGGCUUGUUCAGACUCUCGUCUCGGGGAUCGGACACUGGGGCCAGAGAGCAGGGGACCGCGGGGUCGGCGAGGCCGGGAGAGAGGACACCAGUGAGGCUGCCUGGGGUCACACACGUGCGUUCUCACCUACCUUCCAGUGGAGGUGUGACCAGCGGAGAGGGACUCACACCUUCCCAGGUGCCUGCUCCAGGCGGCAGCUGACUUCUGGCAGGAAAGCUCUUUCCGGUGUCGUCCUGCUGGUCACUGGGGUGUGUGAUUCCUGCGGGAUGGCAGGACCGAGGGGGCUCUGAGGACACACCCCGGGUGCUGUCACCCUCCACCGUGAGGCUGCUGAGUUCCCAGCCUGCAGGCUGGACCUUCCUCUGUUCUUCAAGAUAGUAAUAAAAGGUCGUUAUUUAUUUUUUCAAA
Molecule: messenger RNA, 1616 nt
Organism: Phyllostomus discolor (pale spear-nosed bat)
Lineage: Eukaryota; Metazoa; Chordata; Mammalia; Chiroptera; Phyllostomidae
Product: retinitis pigmentosa 9 protein
Exons: 6
Coding region: 516-1199 (227 amino acids)
Biological process (GO): RNA splicing
Source: RefSeq, a predicted model, not a curated record